AUGGACAUAUACGCUCACCCCACGAACAGUGAGAACAUGAACACGUACACUUACACCACGAAGAGUGAGGCCGUGGACAUAUACGCUCACCCCACGGACAGUGAGAGCGUGGACAUGUACGCUCACCCAAUGAACAGUGAGAACAUGAACACGCACACUUACACCACGAAGAGUGAGGCCGUGGACAUUUACGCUCACCCCACGGACAGUGAGAGCGUGGACAAGUAUACUCACCCCAUGAACAGUGAGAACAUGAACACGCACACUUACACCACGAAGAGUGAGGCCGUGGACAUAUACGCUCACCCCACGGACAGUGAGAGCGUGGACAAGUAUACUCACCCCAUGAAGAGUGAGAGCAUGGACAUGUACGCUCGCCCCAUGAACAGUGAGAGCAUGGACAUGUACGCUCACCCCAUGAACAGUGAGAGCAUGGACAUGUACGCUCACCCCAUGAACAGUGAGAGCAUGGGCAUGUAUACUCACCCCACGAACAGUGAUUUCAUGGACACGUACUCCCACACCACGAAGAGUAAGAGCAUGGGCACCCCACGAAGAGUGGGAACGGGGACAUGUACACUCACCCCACGGACAGUGAAACCGUGGACAUGUACGCUGACAUGGACAGUGAGAGCGUGGACGUUUACAAACUUUCUGGUCAAGGCCCUUUACCUCAUGUCUCCAUGCAAUUAA
Molecule: messenger RNA, 693 nt
Organism: Liolophura sinensis
Lineage: Eukaryota; Metazoa; Mollusca; Polyplacophora; Chitonida; Chitonidae
Exons: 1
Coding region: 1-693 (230 amino acids)
Source: RefSeq, a predicted model, not a curated record